Amaranthus tricolor (Joseph's coat) is the source of this 1215-nucleotide messenger RNA. RefSeq lists its product as uncharacterized. Lineage: Eukaryota; Viridiplantae; Streptophyta; Magnoliopsida; Caryophyllales; Amaranthaceae. The record is from RefSeq and is a predicted model, not a curated record. The transcript is spliced from 3 exons. The coding region runs from base 1 to 1215 and encodes 404 amino acids.
AUGCAAGCUAAGUCUGUGGUUGAUGAUGAGGUUGUAGCGUCUUAUAAGCAGGCAUGUACACAAGCUACUGUCCCACACUCAGGUAAUAGCAUAAAGUCUCAAACUAUAUGUAAAAUAACAAUUGAUGAUAUUGCUGAGGAACAUAACCACGUCAAAUUACCACAACAUAAUGUCAAGUAUUGGGGUGAAUCUACAUUGAGGAAAAUUGUGGGAUACCUUGGUCGACCACUUAAGAUUGAUACAGCCACGUUAAAAAUAGAGCGUAUGUGGUACGCACAAGUAUUAGUUGAUAUGGACAUUAAUGAGGGGUUCCCGGAGGAGCUAUACUAUACUAAUGAACAUGAUGAACUGGUGACUCAACUGGUGCAAUACGAAUGGAUUCCACUAUGGUGCUCUAAAUGUAGCCAGUUUGGACAUAUGAAUACGGAAUGUAGGGUUGGUAUAAAGCAAACAAAAAGUUAUGCGAACCUUGCGGUGGAUGAGGAUGGAUUUAGAUCGGUCAAAACUAGGUUGGUACAUAAGAGCAAAGAGACACCAAAGGAGAAUGGUGAACAACUAAAUGCUAUCAAUCCUGGGUUAAUCGAACAAGAAACCCAUGUGGAUGGAGUAUCGAGUAAGAAGUCCGAAACUGCACUUUGCAGCUAUGCAGAUAAUACAACCAUUCAUAAAGGGCGGGUAAACCGGAAGCCAUCCAUUGGGACUAAAUGUGACACCAUCAAUAUCAGCAAUGGGCUAAACAAAGCAAGCAAACAAGACGAAGUUGCAAGGUUCAUCUCAUGCCACAACAUUAGCCUAUUUGGUCUUCCUAAAACAAAGGUAAAGAGAAACGGGCUAGGUCGUUUUCACCAAAACAUUUGCCUAGGGUGGUGUUUUACCCACAAUCCGGAUUGGCAUAGAGGUAGAAUUGUAGUAGCUUGGAAAAGUGAGGAAGUAAAGGUUGAUAUCUUGACAUACCAUAGUCAAUAUAUUCAUCUACAGGUUUCGCCUACAGUUGGUAGCAAUUUCUUAUGCACCUUGGUCUACGGUGCAACAGACAAAAAUACUAGAUCAGAGCUCCUAAAUCAUCUAGAAGAUAUAAGGAAACAAAUAUCUAAACCCUGGAUUAUUCUGGGUGACUUCAAUUGUAUUGCAAACCUUAAUGAGAGGAUUGGUACCAUACCCAGGCUUACAGAAACCAUUCCUUUGAGACAUUGUAUGGACUUGUGGAUUAUAUGA